CUUAGGCCACCUACCUCUAUAUAUAAACAUGGCCAUACGUUGAGCAGUCAAACAACAUCAAUCUCGCAUCCAUGGCGCUUCUCAAGAGUCAAGAUAAUAGGGCUCUCUUCUUGUUGGCGAUGGUGGUCGUGGCCAUGGCCAUCGUGUUGGCACCCUGCCCUGCGCACGGAGGAGACGAUGAGAGGUGCACGCAUAUGCCGGGGUGCAACAUCAGCCGUUGCCGGAGCCAGUGCAAGCAGUGGGGGUACGCCAACCCUGUGAUAAACUGCUGGAACACGCCACCGAACACGGAGUUGGACACAUGCUGCUGCUUCAGUAACGCUGCAAGAAAAUUGGCUUGAUUUUUAGCGCUAGCUGUCAACUCCAUGUGUGCUGGAGCUUGUUGACUGAUCGCGAUCCAAAUGUAUCAGAAUAAAAUUUGAAUGGAAAUCCUUGUUUUAAAGUUCCGAAUAUAAUUGCCUCGAGCUCUG
Messenger RNA from Zea mays, 470 nucleotides. RefSeq lists its product as uncharacterized. Bases 72 to 341 code for a protein of 89 amino acids. The transcript has 2 exons. NCBI's taxonomy places the organism in Eukaryota, Viridiplantae, Streptophyta, Magnoliopsida, Poales, Poaceae. The record is from RefSeq and is a predicted model, not a curated record.